AUGGAACCGAGGAGGUUAGAGCGAUUAGUGUUCCUGCUCUGCUGCAUUGCGGCAAUCACAUGCAGGCUACACGCACAAGCUCAGGCCCAAACAACUCUGCAACACACCAAAAGCUCAACUCACACUGGAGCAGUGGGUAGGAAUUUGUCAGAGUUGGGAAACAGAUCAGAGAGUGUGCUCUCAAGAAGAACGAGGAGAGUUGAUCCUCUUGAAGGACUGAGGAAAUAUGAGGGAGGGUACAACAUCACUGACAAGCACUACUGGAGUUCGGCCAUAUUUACAGGUAGAUCUGGAUAUGUGAUGUCAGGAUUAUGGAUUAUUGGUGGAAUCAUUUUCGUUGUAGUUCUUCUCGUCUCGAAGAUUUUCUUCUCAAAAAGGAAAGAAAGAUACACUGACUUGGACUAUUUCCUUGAGAGAUAUCAAAUUUUGACUGUGAUACUCUGUAUCCUCCUUACAGUUUUUGUCAUAGUUUCUUCAGCAGUUGCGCUUUGCGGCACGGUACAAUUCCACUCAAGAGCAGAAUCUGUGAAAGAGAUAAUUGGGACGACUGCACUCGAGGCGACAGCGACAAUUUACAACAUAACAGGUGCCAUUGAGAAGAUGCAGAACACAUCGAAUCUGUACAACUACACCAGCCAAGCUUGGGGUCAUCUGAAUGCCACAGUUGAGGCGCUCAACUCUGAGGCCGUGGAGAUUCAGGCAAAGGCGGAGAAGAACAUGCGCUUGGUUAGCAAGGGAAUCAGGACUCUGGAACUUGUGACAAUUUUAUGUGUGACACUGAAUCUUGUCGCAUUACUGGUGUUGCUGGUAGGGAAGCCUCUAAGGCUGCAAAAGCUGUGUUGCUUGUGCAUGGUCUUCUGCUGGAUACUGACAGCCCUAUUCUGGAUGUACUUCGGCCUGUACUACUUCUUCGACAAGUUUGCCGGCGACACGUGUGUUGCCCUGGACGAGUACCAGCUGAACCCUCAGAAUAGCACGCUGGGCACCAUCAUACCCUGCAGCGAGAAGCUCUCCGCUGACGUGAUCCUGCACGACGUCGGUGCAGGCAUCCAUGACAUCAUUAACCAGGUGAAUUCAAACAUUUACACGAUCAAAUCAGAGUACCCGGUGAAGCAGCUGGACUACAUCUGCAACCCCUUCACGGGACCGCCGCAGUACCAGUACAGGCCGGAGAACUGCCCCUCCGGCGCCUCCACCAUCGGUGACAUCCCGCAGAUCCUGAAGAGGCUGACGUGCUCAGACUUCGGCGGCGGCGCCAACUGCCGCCCGGCCGACCUCUCGUCGGCGAUCGACUACGACAAGGUGCAGUCGUACACGAGCUCCAUCCAGAACGUGCUGGACAUCUUCCCGGGCUCGGAGCGCCUGGUGAGCUGUGAGCUGGUGAAGGCCGGCUUCGCGGACAUCGUGGGCAACCAGUGCGCCCCGCUGCGGCGCGGCGCGCGCGCGGCGUGGGCCGCGCUCGCCGCGCUGUCCGCGUCCAUGGUGCUGCUGAUUCUGCUCGUGCUCGUGGCAACCAACGGGCGCCACCCCGGCGACGACUGCCUGUCCGUGCGGCACCUGACGUCGUCGACCAACUCGGAGAUCUCGGAGGCGGAGUUCGCCGAGAUGCACGCCAAGAAAGUGCGGAUCAGGGUCGGGCCAUGA
Miscanthus lutarioriparius is the source of this 1644-nucleotide messenger RNA. NCBI's taxonomy places the organism in Eukaryota, Viridiplantae, Streptophyta, Magnoliopsida, Poales, Poaceae. The record is from the annotation of a GenBank genome assembly.